CCCCUGUCGGAAUAACGAUGAACAUGUACACAAUGCUUGAUGCAUGCUCCGUUAAUAUAUAGCCACAGAUAUGAUUAGUUAUACAUGUAUUUGAUACAGCUCAGUAAUGCAUGCCUGUCGUUUCGAAGAAAGUAUGCCAAACAUUUUUAUUUGGUUGCUUGAAUAGCGUUGUGAAUCUUUUCAAAGCAGUCUACAUCUCAUUUGAGCGAAACAGCAGUUAUAUGAGUGUCUUCAGAGUUGUCAUCUGGAAAUAGCUGGUGCUGAGUGAAUCAUGACAGAGCAUAAGGCACUGGUCAUAGCAGACAUUGAGCCUCGGGUGAAUGACACUGCCCAAGGAGAACAGAACCAACAAAGCAGAACAGAGAAACAACUCUGGGCACGCAGUGAAAACUCUUUCACUUUCAACUUCUUCCCAGAGGGUGCACCAGCAGCACAUGGGGUAGAAACUGCCCUCUCAGAUGUGAAACACCAGUUUGCAGGAUUACAGACAAAAACAUCCACCGCUUCUACAGAACAGGGUUCUGGUUUUGCAUUCAACUUCCAAAUCCCUGUUAGUACACCAGGGGAGAUGGAGAAAGAAAUUGACACGCCAGUACCCUUAGAAGCUGUAGCCCCGAAAGAGUCCAAAGAGGAAAAGCGUCAGGGCCAGAACGCUCAACAAGUAAUUAAAACACCUGAGCCAACCACAUCUUCUAAAGGCAAGAAAAAUAAGAAAUCUGGUCAUAAGAAAAAAGCCACAGACAGCAGUGAAGGACAGCAAAAACAGAUGACAAACUUGACAGACACAGAAGGGGCUCGUGGGGAGGAUGGCACAGUGCUGACUACAGAACAGCAGCUGAAAAGAGAGCUGGACUGGUGCAUUGAGCAGCUGGAGCUGGGCAUGGCGACUCUGAAGGCUACGCCAAAACAGAAGGAGGAGGCCUCUCGUGCCCUUAAGACGCUGCGCAGCUCCAAAGCCCCCCUGGCAAAGAAGAGGCAGGUGAUGAGGGCCAUGUCUGGGGACUACAGGAAGAAGAUGGAGGAGGAGAAGCACAAGCAGUUCAAACUGAUUCAGGCUGCAAUGACAUCGGCUCAGGUCAAAGUAGUGGCAGACCCUGCAAAGAAGUCUAUUUUCCACCGGAAAGUGGAAGGUAAAACAGAGAUUCUACCCUUAAAAUCCGAUGCAAAGAGUCAACAAGAGAAUUUGCAGGCACAGACUCCAAACACAAGUGUGCUGAACCAGGAGAACUCAACUUUUGUCUUCACUCCUGCUAAUGAAGAGUUCUGCUUUAACUUCCUCUGAUUUGCUCUGGGGAAGUAUUUGCUCAGGAAAUCAGUCUUACUCUAGAGACGAAUACAAAUUAAGCCACAUUUUAAAGUUCUUUGCUUAAAUGCUCCCCAUCUGAAUAAUGGUUUUGGUAGAUUAUAAUGCUAUUGGUUGUGGUUUGAUUAUGUAUUGUAAACCUUUUAAUUAAUAAAUUGUAUUAUUUGUCUAAA
This is a messenger RNA of Coregonus clupeaformis (lake whitefish), 1476 nucleotides long. It is a transcript of the gene c1h8orf33, whose product is annotated as chromosome 1 C8orf33 homolog. The transcript has 6 exons. NCBI's taxonomy places the organism in Eukaryota, Metazoa, Chordata, Actinopteri, Salmoniformes, Salmonidae. The record is from RefSeq and is a predicted model, not a curated record. Bases 272 to 1282 code for a protein of 336 amino acids.